Molecule: messenger RNA, 939 nt
Organism: Lactuca virosa
Lineage: Eukaryota; Viridiplantae; Streptophyta; Magnoliopsida; Asterales; Asteraceae
Source: the annotation of a GenBank genome assembly
AUGGCUUUGAAUGAAGCAAUAGAGAAAGCAUAUGUUGAUAAUUUGGUUGACUAUGCAGAAGUCAACAGGAAGGAACCUGUAAAUAAUGGCAUGCUGCUGCUUCUGCCAAAGGAAGAGUUGGAAGAUGAAACUUCACCUAUAACACCUUCCACAAAAUGUAGGGGCUCAAGAUAUUGGGUAACAGAGAUGCAUGUAGAUGGAUUUCGGUUUGAUCUUGCCUCUAUCAUGACAAGAGGCAGCAGCCUUUUUGAUGCAGUAAAUGUAUAUGGAAAUCAAGUAGAAGAUGAUUUACUGACAACUGGCUCACCUCUCACCAACCCACCAUUAAUUGACAUGAUUAGCAAUGACCCAAUACUUCGAGGAGUGAAGCUUAUAGCUGAAGCAUGGGACUGUGGAGGCCUUUACCAAGUCGGUGUGUUUCCUCACUGGGGUAUUUGGUCAGAAUGGAAUGGAAAGUUCAUUAAGGGUACAGAUGGAUUUUCUGGUGCUUUUGCUGAAUGCCUUUGUGGGAGCUCUAAUCUAUAUCAGGAAGGUGGUAGAAACCCAUGGAAUAGUAUAAACUUCAUAUGUGCACAUGAUGGCUUUACACUGGCUGACUUAGUUAUGUACAAUGACAAACAUAACCUUGCAAAUGGUGAAGACAACAAAGAUGGAGAAAGUCACAAUAACAGUUGGAAUUGCGGGAAGGAGGGGGAGUUUGUAAGCAUAUCAGUGAAGAGAUUGAGGAAACGACAAAUGAGAAACUUCUUCCUUUGUCUAAUGGUUUCACAAGGUGUACCGAUGAUACAUAUGGGGGAUGAAUAUGGUCACACAAAAGGGGGAAACAACAACACGUAUUGCCAUGAUAACUAUAUGAACUACUUCCAGUGGGAUAAGAAAGAAGAGUCGUCAUCAGAUUUUUUCAGAUUUUGCCGUCUAGUAACCAACUUCCGCCACUGA